GACGUCACCGCGUCAGCGGCAGAAAAUGCGUGCGUUGGAACUGGGGACGGAACUGCUGAAGGGUGGCCAAAUAAACACCGGAGAUGAAGGAAUGAAUAGAUUUUACCGUUUGAAGCUGCAUCAGUAACCCCCCCCCCCUCCAUAGUGAAUGUUAUCUGAGCAUCCUGGGAGAACAGCCUCUGUUAGCUGCUGCUAGCUAGCUAUAGCUGCUGGGCUUUAGGAGAAACAACAUGGCUGCUGCGGAGCUCGAAUGGAUCCCAGAGAGCCUCUACAACACCGCUAUCUCCGCGGUGGUGGACAACUACAGCCGCUCCAGGAGGGACAUCCGCUCACUGCCGGAGAACAUCCAGUUCGAUGUCUACUACAAGCUCUACCAGCAGGGCCGACUCUGUCAGCUGGGAGGAGAGUUCUGUGAGCUGGAGGUGUUCGCUAAAGUCCUACGAGCUUCAGACAAACGGCACCUCCUGCACCACUGCUUCCAGGCCCUGAUGGACCAUGGCGUUAAAGUGGCCUCCGUUCUAGCAAACUCGUUCAGCCGUCGCUGUUCGUACAUUGCAGAGUCCGACGCCCACGUCAAAGAGAAGGCCAUCCAGUUUGGCUUUGUUCUGGGAGGCUUUCUGUCCGAUGCUGGCUGGUAUGGAGAUGCAGAGAAAGUGUUUCUAUCGUGCCUACAGCUGUGCACGCUCCACAGCGAGGUGCUGCAUUGUUACCGAGCCGUGGAAUGCUGCGUCAGGCUGCUUCAUGUCCGCAACGGAAACUGCAAGUACCACCUUGGGGAGGAGACGUUCAAGCUUGCUCAGUCCUACAUGGAUAAACUAGCCAAACACGGCCAUCAGGCCAACAAAGCGGCGCUGUACGGCGAGCUCUGUGCCUUGCUCUUCGCCAAAAGCCACUACGACGAGGCAUACAGGUGGUGCAUAGAGGCUAUGAAGGAAAUUAGUCCAGGGCUGCCGGUCAAAGUAGUUGUAGAUGUUCUCCGACAAGCGUCCAAGGCUUGCGUGGUGAAGAGGGAGUUUAGAAAAGCGGAGCAGCUGAUCAAACACGCGGUGUUUCUAGCCAGGGAGCAUUUCGGACACAAGCAUCCCAAGUACUCCGACACGCUGCUAGAUUAUGGUUUUUACUUGUUGAACGUGGACAACAUUUGCCAAUCGGUUGCGAUUUACCAGACGGCCCUGGACAUCCGGCAGUCUGUGUUCGGGGGGAAGAACAUCCAUGUGGCCACAGCCCAUGAAGAUCUGGCCUACUCCUCGUAUGUUCACCAGUACAGCUCUGGGAAAUUCGACAACGCUCUUUUCCAUGCAGAACGUGCCAUCGACAUUAUCACCCAUAUCCUGCCUGAGGACCAUCUUCUGUUGGCAUCUUCCAAGAGAGUCAAAGCACUAAUUCUGGAGGAGAUCGCCAUCGACUGUCACAAUAAAGAAACAGAAGAGCGCCUCCUGCAGGAGGCCCACGACCUUCACCUCUCCUCACUGGAGCUGGCCAAGAAGGCCUUUGGGGAAUUCAACGUUCAGACAGCCAAACACUACGGCAACCUUGGGCGGCUCUACCAGUCCAUGAGGAAGUUUAAGGAGGCGGAGGAGAUGCACAUCAAAGCCAUCCAGAUCAAGGAGCAGCUGCUGGGCCAUGAGGACUACGAGGUGGCUCUGUCUGUGGGUCACCUGGCCUCCCUCUACAACUACGACAUGAACCAGUACGACGACGCAGAGAGGCUCUACCUGCGCUCCAUCGCCAUCGGGAAGAAGCUGUUUGGUGAAGGCUACAGUGGCCUGGAGUACGACUACCGAGGCCUGAUCAAGCUCUACAACUCAGUGGGGAACUACGAGAAGGUCUUUGAAUACCACAACGUACUGUCCAACUGGAACCGGCUGAGGGACCGGCAGUUUGCCGUAGCAGACGCUCUGGAGGACGUCAACACCACCCCCCAGCAGACCCAGGAGGUGGUCCAGGCUUUCCUCCAGGCGCAGAGCCUCGGCCCCUCCCGCCCAUGUCUUGGCUAACCCCCCCCACCCCCGAACACAAACACUCACCAUUUCCAAAAUGAAGAAAAUCAGACCAGGUUGGAGUCUGGAAAGACCCCUGAUGUGAUGCUUCGUUUGCUCACAGCCAAUUAGUCCAGUAGAUGAACUUUGACCUCUGCGGCUGCUCGGCUGCUGCCGACGCUGCUCACACACACACACACACACACAGUCAUAAGUGAGACGCAGCCAGGCGAGGAAACGGGACGGCCUCUCCUCUUCCUCACUCGCCUUCAUCCUCAUGCUGAGGAUCAGGGGGCUCCUUUAGGACGGGGGGGCUGAUGAUGAACACCCCUGAUACUAAACCGUGGUUACCAUGGCGGUAACACAUGGAUAUUUUUCACACUCAUCCAGUUACUCAUUACAGCUUAUUGUACUUUUUAGUUGAAGCUUCCUGUAACUUUUUUUUAAUUGAAGUGGACGUCAAUAAACUCCUGCUUUUCAACUGCUUGUUGGAGUCAAACAGCCAACAGUGGGAUGUGUUUAAACCA
Cyprinodon tularosa is the source of this 2506-nucleotide messenger RNA. It is a transcript of the gene appbp2, whose product is annotated as amyloid beta precursor protein (cytoplasmic tail) binding protein 2. The transcript is spliced from 13 exons. Gene Ontology annotation, biological process: intracellular protein transport. The coding region runs from base 231 to 1997 and encodes 588 amino acids. NCBI's taxonomy places the organism in Eukaryota, Metazoa, Chordata, Actinopteri, Cyprinodontiformes, Cyprinodontidae. The record is from RefSeq and is a predicted model, not a curated record. Gene Ontology annotation, molecular function: protein binding.